Molecule: messenger RNA, 2067 nt
Organism: Tarenaya hassleriana
Lineage: Eukaryota; Viridiplantae; Streptophyta; Magnoliopsida; Brassicales; Cleomaceae
Product: putative G3BP-like protein
Exons: 10
Coding region: 166-1785 (539 amino acids)
Cellular component (GO): ribonucleoprotein complex; cytosol
Molecular function (GO): mRNA binding
Source: RefSeq, a predicted model, not a curated record
UGUUGCGAUCUUGCAAAACCCUAGGAACUGCCAUUGCAGAGGAGAGGGGGAAAAUCGGAGCUCUAAGAUUCCGCCAAAAUCCUUUAGGAGAAGCUUCUCUCUCACUAGCCUUCUCUUCUCUCCCAGAUUUCAGGGUUAAGCUUGUUCUCCGGAGGUUGGUGAGCUAUGGCUUCUGCUAUGCAUCAAGUUCUUCCUGUGGUUAUUGAUUCGAACGUGGUUGCGAAUGCAUUUGUAUUCCAGUACUAUCACAUUUUGUAUGACAAGCCGGAGUGUCUCUAUCAGUUUUAUCAACAUUUCAGUAAGAUUGGGCGUCCUGGACCGGAUGAGAAGAUGCUAGUCUUCACCACCUUGCCUAUUAUACAUGAGAAUCUUCUUUUGCUGGCUUAUGGAGAUUUUAGAGCUGCUGAGAUAAUAACUGUGGAUUCCCAAGAGUCUUACAAUGGGGGUGUGCUCGUUGUUGUUACUGGCUACUUUCCUUUUCAUGAGAAGAAAAUUAAGAGGAAAUUCAUCCAGACUUUCUUCCUUGCUCCCCAAGAAAAUGGUUACUUUGUCCUAAAUGACAUCUUUAGGCUUGUUGAUGAACCACCGAAGACCCAAGAUGGAGAUAUUGUAGCUAGGACAGCCUCUGAAGCACCCAUUCCUCCUCCCCUUGUCCCUACUAAAGCCGGUAAUGUUCCUGAGCAAUCUGCUUCUACAUUGGUGAAUUCUGGUGAUGGGGAAGCCAGUAAGCCGGAUAAUGGGAACGUUCCAACCGUGGAAGAGAUACCCCCAGCACCUGAGCUCGUCAAUGCAGUUCCGGAACUGGAGAUCACGAACGAAGAGGUUGCUGAUGAUUCACAAAAAGCUUCUGAGCAGGAAAAUGGACCUCAGGAUGUUCCCAAGAUAUCUUAUGCCUCUGUCGUCAUGAAGGAGAAAACAGGAGUUUUAGCUUCCCCCUCACAUCCUCCAAAGCCGGUAUCACAAGACCAAGCACAACCAAUAGCUUCUGAUCCUCCAGCGAUCACGAAGGAGAAAACUGGAGUUGUAGCUCCCCCCUCACCUCCUUCAAAGCUGGUAUCUCAAGACCAAGCUCAACCAGUGGUUUCUGAUCCUCCAGCGGUCAUGAAGGAGAGAACUGGAGUUUUAGCUGCCCCCUCACCUCCUCCAAAGCCGGUAUCACAAGACCAAGAUCAACGAGUGGCUUCUGAUUGCCCAGCUCUGAAAUCUGACUCAGUUACGGUGGCCUCUGAUGCUAUUGGAAAUGUGGACAAUCGGGAUGGAGCUGAGGGUGCAUCUAUUUACGUGAAGGGUCUGCCUCCUAAUGCAACCCAUGCCUUGCUUGAGAAUGAGUUUAAGAAGUUUGGAACAAUCAGAAACGGUGGAAUCCAAGUUAUAAAUCAAUGGGGAUUUGCUUAUGGUUUUGUGGAGUUUGAGGAGGCGGAUGCAGCGCAGAGGGCAAUAGAGGCUUCGCCUGUGAUUAUCGGUGGCCGGAAAACGGUUGUGGAGGAGAAGAGAUCUACCUCUAGAGGUAACAGAGGAAGGCCUUCAUCCGGAUAUGGGAACAUGUACAGAAGUGAGGGAGUGAGAGGCAGAGGAGGGUACUAUGGAGGAGGCAGAGGAGGGUAUGGCCGAGGUGAGUAUGGGAACAGGGGUGGAGGAGGAGGGUAUAAAAGCCGCAGAGGGAAUGGCGGCUACCAUAGAACGGAAGGUGGUGGUGGUCGGACGAACCGUGGUGCUUAUGUCUCUGUCAACAACAACAAGGCAAACAAAACCAACCUGGAGUCUGAUGUCCCUGCUUCUGGAUGAAGAUCAUCUGAAUGUUUUUGUCGGCCCCCGAGGUAAAUGUCAGUUGGUACAGUAAUUUCGGAAGUAGAAAGGAGUAGUAUGGGGAAAGGUGUCCUUAAACUUACAUUUCUCUCGUAUGAUUCGUUUCGGCUUUAGAGAAAACAGUGCAAGUUUUUGUCUUUAUUUUUUUUGGAUUCAAGAAAUUGGCGUUUUGGCCCUUAUUUGCCCCCACAUUUUGUGGAAGAUUCAUUCUGAUCUAUAAACCCAUCGCAAGAAUCUAUAAUAGAAUUUGGGUAAAGGUUC